Molecule: messenger RNA, 578 nt
Organism: Equus caballus (horse)
Lineage: Eukaryota; Metazoa; Chordata; Mammalia; Perissodactyla; Equidae
Gene: LSM7
Product: LSM7 homolog, U6 small nuclear RNA and mRNA degradation associated
Biological process (GO): mRNA splicing, via spliceosome; nuclear-transcribed mRNA catabolic process
Cellular component (GO): Lsm1-7-Pat1 complex; U6 snRNP; U2-type prespliceosome
Molecular function (GO): RNA binding
Source: RefSeq, a predicted model, not a curated record
GCCGCCGCCGCCGCCAUGUCGGCCGGUCCCCGCCGCAGGCGUCGUCAGAUGUUUCCCAGCAACGCCCCGCCGCGCCCCGCCGCGCCUGCGCCGUGUGUGCGCCGCGCCUGCGCGCGGGGGCGAGGUCAAAGGGCGCGGCGACGGCGCCUGCGCAGAACGGCGCGGCCCGGCAAGAUGGCGGACAAAGAGAAGAAGAAGAAGGAGAGUAUCUUGGACCUGUCCAAGUACAUCGACAAGACGAUCCGGGUGAAGUUCCAGGGGGGCCGCGAAGCCAGCGGAAUCCUGAAGGGCUUUGACCCGCUGCUCAACCUUGUGCUGGAUGGCACCAUCGAGUACGUGAGAGACCCCGACGACCAGUACAAGCUCACAGAGGACACGCGGCCGCUGGGCCUGGUGGUGUGCAGGGGCACCUCGGUGGUGCUCAUCUGCCCGCAGGACGGCAUGGAGGCCAUCCCCAACCCCUUCGUCCAGCAGCAGGAGGCCUAGCGGGCGGCUCACCCGCACGAACGGACUUCCCUUUUUGUAUAGGUUACGUUUUUCUUUUGUUAAUAAAAUCGCAAACUUCUGGAGCCCCAGGA